AUGUCCGCGGCCCGCUGCAUGCUUCUCAGCAUGCUGGCGGUGACUGUGAUGCCUGGUGUCUUUGUGACGCCGCCGUCAGGGCAGGUUUCAAAACCAUGCAUCCGCGGCAGCAACAUCAGCAGGAUUGAGAGGUCAGAACCUCGAAGCAACGCGGGUGCCAUGGUCAUGGCCGUGAUGGCUGGUGUCAUGGUGGCUAUCGCCUCCCCGGCAAGCAGCUGGGCCGAGGAUGCUGCUCCUGCGGCCGAUCCAAAGGCUGCCAGACGCGCGCAGGUUGUCGAAGAGCUGAAGAAAGAGCAAGCGAAGCUGAAGGUGGCGCCCACCAAGCAGGAGCGACUGGAGGCAAGCAAGAAGCAGUUGCAAGAGUAUGCCAAGACGGCCGUCUUGGACGAUGCGGACGUGGCCAAGUGA
Molecule: messenger RNA, 408 nt
Organism: Symbiodinium pilosum
Lineage: Eukaryota; Dinophyceae; Suessiales; Symbiodiniaceae
Source: the annotation of a GenBank genome assembly